AUUAAGUGCGUUUCUUCCUAUAAUGCAUCGUAGAUAUUUAUCUGUGGCUUCAAUACAAUGUGAUUAGAAAAGUCCGCAGAAAGGAGGUAAUUAUUUUUCCGUUAAACUUUAAAGUACUCAAAGCGUCGGGAAGCGCGGGAAUUAAAAUGUAUGAUGAGUCUACUCAUGUCUACUUCAAACUCCCACAAGAUGUCGCUGGAGACCGUCGGUACAUUUUUACAGCCCGUCUAAAACUCCACCUUUGCACGGCGGAGCGAAAACACCAAUUGGUUAUUCGUUCGCAGAGCCUGUCCGAUUGUGCCGUGGUAAAAAAAAGAGUUGCUGUUGAUGAUGGUAUUUCUACUGACGAGGGAGAUAUAUCACACUUACUGGAUCAACUCGAAUACAAGGAAUUCUGCGUUCAUUGUUCAAAAUGGGGAACGAGAAAUGCUCCUGGAUAUGUUGGAUUAUGCUGCUUUGUCUUUGUGAAUGCGGUGCUUCGCAUUUAUCUUACACCAUUUCCGAGGAGGUGAACAAAGGGACCUUGCUGGCCAAUAUCGCAAAGGAUCUGAACGUAGAUGUGCAAGAACUGGAGGACCGAGAUUUGAACAUUCUUUCGAGUAACAGUAAGAAAUAUUUUGACGUAAACUUAGGGACAGGAGAUAUAUUUGUUAACGACAGGAUCGACAGAGAGGAGCUAUGUUCAAACACCGAACGAUGCUCUCUACGAAUACAGGCAGUUUUGUUGAACCCGAUGGUUGUACACCGCAUUGAAGUGAACGUUUUAGAUAUAAAUGACAACUCGCCCGACUUUAACGAGAAUUUGUAUUUUCUAAACAUCUCUGAAUCCGUGUCACCGGGAGAGCGCUUUCUUCUGCCGGUCGCAGAAGAUGCAGACAUGGGGAACUACGCAGUGAAAAGCUACAAGCUGGAUAAGAACCAACAUUUUUCACUCGAUGUUCAAAGCACCGGAGAAGAUGGUUUAUCUGCUGAGCUUGUGCUUGAGAAAGCUUUAGAUAGAGAGAAACAGCCAGUGCUGAAACUCAUCCUGACCGCUGUGGAUGGAGGAAUACCAGGGAGAUCUGGUACAUUACAGAUACAUGUAAAUGUAAUAGAUGUUAAUGAUAACACGCCGAUAUUCAGUAAAUCUCUUUAUAAAGUACGUGUUAAUGAAGACACAGAACCAGGGAAUGUAUUGAUCAAAUUAAAUGCCACUGAUUUAGACGAAGGCAUGAAUGGUAAGAUYGUGUAUUCUUUUCUAAGACGAGGUAAUUCGGACCUAACUAAAGUAUUCGAUAUAAAUUCRGAAACUGGAACAGUUACUUUGAAGAGUAGCRUUGAUUUUGAGAAAAYGCCUGCUUAUGAGCUGAGAGUGCAAGCAAAGGAUCAGGGAGCCUCCUCUCGUAGUGCGCAUGCUAAAUUACUAAUAGAGGUGAUCGAUAUUAAUGACAAUGCUCCAGAAAUAUUUGUGACAUCAUUAGUGACACCAAUAAGAGAGGACGCMAAAUUAGGAGCGAUAGUUGCUUUAAUAACAGUGGUUGAUAAAGAUGGCGGGAACAACGGUUUAACUAAAUGCAGCGUAGUUGGAUCUGUUCCUUUUAAGUUAAAGUCCAAUUACAAAAAUGACUAUUCGUUAAUAGUGGACGGACAGCUGGACAGAGAAAAUAUUUCUGCUCAUAAUAUCACCAUAAUAGCAACUGAUGAGGGAAGUCCGCCUUUGUCCAGUAUGAAAGUCGUUACAGUCAGUGUCGCUGAUGUAAAUGACAAUCCUCCUCGAUUUGUGGAGCCACAAGCCGCGUACAGGGCUUGUUAG
Messenger RNA from Poecilia reticulata (guppy), 1792 nucleotides. The record is from RefSeq and is a predicted model, not a curated record. NCBI's taxonomy places the organism in Eukaryota, Metazoa, Chordata, Actinopteri, Cyprinodontiformes, Poeciliidae.